ACAGCUCUACUUCAUUUCCCAAAGUGCUGGUGUUACAGCUGCAGCUGUUCUGCUUGCUUCUGCAUGUGGAAAAGUUGUUCACUGGUGUGAACAAGACACAAAAAAGGGAUCCUCUAAGAAUUCAGCAGCUGCAGAACCAAAUCCGACUGGAAAAAGAAGCAGACCAGUGGUGUCAUCAGAAGCAAGCUAGUUUCCUCCAGAAUCUUCCUUUGUCCCCAACUUUCCUCCCUCCACCUUCAUUCCAAGAGCUUGAAUCCAACCACUCUCCUGCUUCUCCUGUGCAGAUGAGCGUUCUCAAUUCUCAUUCUGCUCCUGCCAUGCAGACAUCCAGUUCUUUCAACUAUGCCCGUCCUAAACAAUUUAUUGCUGCCCAAAAUAUUAGCCCUGCUUCAAGCUAUGUAACACCGUCAUCUGGCUCUUCCACGUCUAGUCUCCCAUCCCCAAUGUCUCCAACUGCUUCUCAGAAGCAAUUUGGUAAAACAUCUGCCCCCACUUUCUCUCAGCCAUUUGCUCCUGAGGGUGAGUACCCUUGGUCUCCUUCCCCACCUCCUCCUCCUCCCCCUCCCCCUGUUUUUAGUCCUACAUCUACUUUUUCAGUGGCAGAUUCCUUUCCACUACCACCACCUCCUCCACCUCCUCUCCCAGCAUCUUCCCCCUCGCCUUCCCGCAGUUUUUCCCCAACAUCCAGAUUGUCUAGCUCUAGUCAGUCUCCAGCAGCCUUCCUCAGCUCCAUGCUACCAUCUCAGCCACCUCCAAUGUCAGUUAAUGCACUAGGACUUCCCAAAGGCGUUACACCACCGGGAUUUCCAAAGAAAACAGGCAGAACUGCCAGGAUUGCAUCUGAUGAAGAGAUUCAGGGCACAAAAGAUGCUGUUAUCCAGGACCUGGAAAGAAAACUUCGCUUCAAGGAAGAUCUCUUGAACAAUGGCCAACCAAAGUUAACAUAUGAGGAGAAGAUGGCUCGUCGAUUGCUGGGGGCUGACAGUGCUGCAACAGUCUUCAAUAUUCAAGAACCAGAAGAGGAACUUGCAGAACAGGGAACUGGUUCUGUUGAUGCUUCUAUAGUGACUCAUGAGGCUGUGCAAAAGGAAUAUAAAGUCUCCAGUUUUGAACAGAGACUGAUCGGUGAGAUUGAAUUUAGACUGGAGAGAUCUCCAGUAGAAGAGUCUGAUGAUGAAGUGGAGCAUGGGAAAGAUGUUCCUGAUAACAGCCUGGCCCCGUAUUUUGAGAUGAAACUUAAACACUACAAAAUAUUUGAAGGAAUGCCAGUCACCUUUAUAUGCAGAGUGUCUGGAAAUCCAAACCCAAAGAUCUAUUGGUUCAAAGAUGGUAAGCAAAUCUCUAAAAGGAAUGAACACUACAGGAUGCAAAGAGAACUUGAUGGGACUUGCUCUCUCCACACCACUGCCUCCACCCUGGAUGAUGAUGGGAAUUAUACUAUCAUGGCUGCCAAUCCACAGGGCAGAAUAAGUUGUACAGGACGGUUGAUGGUCCAAGCGGUCAAUCAGAGGGGGCGCAGUCCCCGGACACCUCCUAGCCAGCCUCAUGUCAGAAGACCUCGGUCUCGAUCAAGGGAUAGUGGAGAUGAAAAUGAACCAAUCCAGGAACGCUUCUUCCGACCACAUUUCCUACAGGCUCCAGGAGAUCUGAUGGUUCAAGAAGGAAAACUUUGUAGAAUGGAUUGCAAGGUCAGUGGCUUGCCAACUCCCGACAUCAGCUGGCAACUUAAUGGAAGAGUAAUACGUUCUGAUAGUUCCCACAAAAUGCUUGUACGGGAAAAUGGCAUACACUCUUUAAUCAUAGAGCCAGUCACAGCAAGGGAUGCUGGCAUCUAUACAUGUGUUGCCACUAAUCGAGCUGGUCAGAACACCUUCAGCUUGGAUCUGAUUGUGACAGCUAAGGAAGCACACAAGCCACCUGUAUUUGUAGAAAAACUGCAGAAUACAGGAGUGGCUGAGCGGUAUCCCGUGCGACUGGAAUGCCGGGUUUCAGCUGUGCCUCCACCUCAGAUUUUCUGGAAGAAAGAAAAUGAGUCACUUACAUAUAACACUGACAGAGUGAGCAUGCACCAAGAUAAUCAUGGAUAUGUCUGCCUGCUUAUUCAGGGAGCUACAAAAGAAGAUGCUGGUUGGUACACUGUAUCAGCAAAGAAUGAAGCUGGGAUUGUUUCCUGCACAGCAAGGCUGGAUGUCUAUACUCAGUGGCAACAACAGUCCCAAACCACUAAGCCCAAGAAAGUGCGUCCCUCGGCCAGUCGGUAUGCAGCACUUUCUGACCAAGGACUAGACAUCAAAGCUGCAUUUCAGCCAGAAGCAAACCCUGGACAUCUGGCAUUGCAAUCUGGAUUGGUAGAAAGUGAGGAUCUUUAAGUAUUAGCUACCAGAUACACCAUUUCCUUUCAAAUUGAAAACACUGAAAGCCAUUGUAUCGACCAGGGAUAAUCUAUGCCACUGUACGCAGGAGAGACACCUGUGUGUGCAAAAGAUAACACAGCCACAUCUUUCUUGUUCAGUAUAACAAAUUAGAGUUUGUAGAGAGAAAUGCAGUCUGCAUAUACAAAUCACCUUCACUAUAACCAUUUCUUAUUACAAAGUGGAUAGUACUGUUUUGAAUAAUCCUAUUCACAAGUGCUAAAUUGAGUGAAAUUUUGCAAAAGCAAAUAUGCUGCACACUUACCACUAAGUGCCUUUGCAGUUUGUAGGUGCUAUUAAAGUGUAAUGGAUAGAAAUGCACUGCAAAAUGUAUUGGGAGUGCAUUACGAUAAUGAUAGUUCAGAUGUGCAAUACUGAAGGGAUAAAGCAAGAUGGAAAAAGGAAGAGAAAUCAGUGAUAUUUUUGUGUCUAUAAUUGACUAUCUAUUCUCAAAGGAAAUAGGAUAUGUUAGUUUUGCCUUAAUUGUACUUAGUGUAGGUCAGGUAACCUUGUAUCGGAAGGCUUUUGACUUUUGCCAGCGGAUGUGAUGCUUAGAUUCAUCUUACUUUUAUAACAGUGAGGUAAGAUAACGCAAAAGCCAGGCCUUCCUCAACAGAUGAAAUAUAUAUGAGCAAAACGUCAAUGCUUUUUAAAACAAUAUUGGAGAUCUGAUUGAGCAGAAUCUAUGUGAUACAAAGGAAGAUAAUUAGGAAUGUAGAGUAAGUGGAAAAUGGAGUGAGUCUGCAAUAAGGGUUUAAAUAAUUUGCAUACCAUAGAGAAUAGAUGAGUAGAUGUUGGAGGAUACAAGGAAAUGUUGUUACAUUUUAAACACUGCAUGCAUGUAUACUAGAGGUUACAUUUUUGUGUUCUUGCUUACUGCAGCAUGAACAAGAACCCUGCCUAAGGCUGGGAGCUUGUGAAGAACUUAAAAAUAGUUAACUGGCCAGAAAGUUAGCUAUUUUUUUCCAUCUAAUUAGACUUCAUUUGAAUUAUAUUAAGCAAUUUGGAUUCAAAAUGAACUCAACUGAGAGGGAGUAGAAGGCUAUUUCAGUUAGAUCUGCCUAAAAAAAAUGUGGUCUGAUGGUACAAUAGUACUUUGCUACAAAAGGAAAACACUGUAUUCCUUAUAUGAAGCACAUUUAUAGUACUUUAUUUAUAAUUAAAAACCUGAAUAUUUUUCUCAAAUCAGUUAUUCAAAUACCGUACUUUUUUUUGUAAAAAAAAAAAAAAGUUUUGUAAUAUGUAUCAUGCCAUAUAUUUUGCAUUAACUGCUAUUCCUGUAUUGCUUUGCCCUUCAUUAUUAAGUACACCAUUCAGAUUUUUAGUGGCUAAUAAAAACUUCUACCACAAAAGAUAGUUACUUUUCUAUGCAAGCUGUGCAGAUGAUAACAAUUCAGUAAUAGGAAUUUGACUUAUUUGUGCUGUCAUAUAUAACUGUCCUAAUUGUCUAGUUCUAGGAACUGAAUCCUAUCAUUCACUUGCCCGGUUGUCAAUGUGACUUGUUUAGCUUAAUUACUAUUUGUUUAGCUUAACUAGUAGCAAUUUGCUUCUUUUUAUUUGUAUUUAUAAAACUGUACAAGCAUAUUAUUUUGGAUUGUUGAGCUAGUAUCAUAAGGGUUUGACAUCAAUAAAUAUUACACAAAUUUGAGAAAAAUGUAUUUUUCU
This is a messenger RNA of Python bivittatus (Burmese python), 4076 nucleotides long. It is a transcript of the gene PALLD, whose product is annotated as palladin, cytoskeletal associated protein. The record is from RefSeq and is a predicted model, not a curated record. Gene Ontology annotation, molecular function: protein kinase activity. NCBI's taxonomy places the organism in Eukaryota, Metazoa, Chordata, Lepidosauria, Squamata, Pythonidae.